CCCCCCAAAAGGUCAAGAAGAAGUAAACGGAAAUUACGGAAGCUUCUUUUCCUGACCAAGAUAGAUAAACAAACAAAAGAAUUCCGUUAUUCCCACACAAAGUCUGUCUGACUUUUGAUAAAUAGUUAAUCAAUGGAUAUUUAUACCAGAGGCUGUUGGUCCCCGUAGGUCCUCCGAGGCUGAGACAGACAGCGCUAACACCCAGCGGAGGACAGCUAGCUGGCUGAGUUAGCCUGCAGGCUACGUAGCUAAGUGUUAGCUCGACAUGUUUAUUUUAGUGCUGGGUCGAAGGAGCGAGACAUGAUGGCGUGAAAUUAUCGCAGUGUUAGCAAAUAGCUACACUUAUUUCAUUGAAAGAUUGCAGGUUCUCUGGACGCAGGUCAGAAACUUGGCUUAAGUUUUACAGGAUUGCACUCCCGAGGCUGUGUCCACCGUGGCCAUGGCGUGGGCUCUGAAGCUGCCGCUCACGGAUGAAGUGAUCGAGUCCGGUUUGGUCCAGGACUUUGAUGCGAGUCUCUCAGGCAUUGGCCAAGAGCUGGGAGCUGGGGCAUACAGCAUGAGUGAUGUGCUUGCCCUGCCCAUCUUCAAGCAGGAGGAGUCCAACUUGCCUCCAGACACUGAUAACAAGAUCCUUCCCUUCCAGUAUGUUCUGUGUGCAGCUACCUCGCCAGCCGUUAAACUGCAUGAUGAAACACUCACCUACCUCAACCAAGGACAGUCCUAUGAAAUUCGAAUGCUUGACAAUCGGAAAAUGGGGGAGCUUCCAGAAAUCACUGGUAAAAUGGUAAAGAGCAUCAUCCGCGUCGUGUUUCAUGACCGACGCCUUCAGUACACAGAGCACCAGCAGCUGGAGGGCUGGCGCUGGAACAGGCCCGGGGACCGCAUCCUCGACCUUGAUAUCCCCAUGUCUGUCGGCAUGAUCGACCCCAGGGCUAACCCUACUCAGCUUAACACUGUGGAGUUCCUUUGGGACCCAUCAAAAAGAACCUCAGUUUUUAUCCAGGUUCACUGCAUCAGCACAGAAUUCACCAUGCGCAAGCACGGAGGAGAAAAAGGUGUGCCUUUCCGCAUCCAGAUUGACACGUUCAAAGAGAACGAGGGUGGUGAAUACACAGAACACCUCCACUCUGCCUCCUGCCAGGUCAAAGUCUUCAAGCCUAAAGGUGCAGACAGGAAGCAGAAGACUGACAGGGAGAAGAUGGAGAAAAGGGCGCCACAGGAAAAGGAGAAGUACCAGCCCUCUUAUGAAACCACCAUACUGACAGAGUGCUCUCCCUGGCCUGAGGUCACCUAUGUCAACAAUUCGCCGUCUCCUGGCUUCAACAGCACGCACAACAGCUUCCCGGUCGCAGAAGGAAACGGAUCCCCCAACCACCAGCCCGAGCCUGUUGUUCAGGCAGCAGAUUUGUUGUCAUCUACAUGUGAGAACAACUGGAAUUUGUUACCCGCAGCAACACCGCAGGAUGCACAGCAGUGGCUUCACAGAAACCGCUUCUCGCCCUUCUGUCGGCUCUUCACCAACUUCUCAGGGGCAGACCUGCUCAAGCUGACAAGGGAGGAUGUCAUUCAGAUCUGCGGGCCAGCAGAUGGUAUACGGCUCUUCAACGCACUGAAGGGACGGGUGGUGCGUCCCAGGCUGACCAUCUACGUCUGCCAGGAGUCUCAACAGGCACGGGAACAGCAACAGAAACACGAAAAUGGAGACGCUGCCACGAGCACUUUCUUCGUUUAUCACGCCAUCUACCUGGAGGAGCUGACAGCUGCUGAGCUCACGGAGAAGAUUGCUCAGCUGUUCAACAUUUCUCCCAGACAGAUAAGCCAGAUCUUUAAACAGGGCCCCACUGGCAUCCAUGUACUGGUUAGUGAUGAGAUGAUUCAGAACUUCCAGGAUGAAGUGUGUUUUGUUUUGGACACAAUGAAAGAUGAUACGAAUGACGGCUACCACAUCAUCUUGAAGUGAACACUAAGUGGGAAAGUGCAGCCCCGCUCUCUUGUUUAGACCCGAUCCUGUCAGCCUCUCUAGAGCCUCCGUCUCCUCGCUGUUCCUGGAAUGUGUGGAGGUGACCCAACUCUUCUCUAGAGGAUGCUGUAGGAACAUGCGACUGAAGUACCUGGCCCUCUCCUCUAUACCUUAUUGUCUUACUUUUGAAGGAAGUGACUGUUGCCGUGACGAAGCAACGCUCUCCUCCUUGCCCUGCCGCUGUCUCUCUUAAAUGGUUUUUCCUCUCUGUCACUGUAUGUCUCAUGGAAAAGAGGUUUGAGGCUGCCAUGGCCACAGCCACUGUCAAUGUUUCUUUGUUAGCUGAGCAUCUGGUGUGCCAAAGCUCUGUGCUUCAGAAUCAAGAGUUUGUUGUCCUUUUUUAAAAAAAAAAAGAAAAAGAAAGAAAGAAAAAGAAUAUUAUUCUGACAGUACUUGACUUUCAACCUACAGUGCAGCACGGUGCCCCUUGCUAGGCUGCCUCACUGGAUCCACUUUAGCCAGUCUGGAAGGAACAUGGCCACACAUUGACAGCUAAUGCAACCACACCGGCACAGGCACGAAGCGUAAGAGGCAGCAAAGUCAGCGAUUAGGACACCAAGGGAAUUUGUGAGAGCAGGUUCUCUGUCCACCCCUAUUACCUUUCACUUGUUUGCCCUCUUGUGAGAGAAAGUGAAAAGAUGUUCCCAGCCCCUGAACACUGGUAGAGCUGUGUAGUAAGUGUUCGACAUACCGUCACCUUUCAUGGUUUUUUUUCUCAUAAAUCUUGAAUGAUGAAGAAACGCUGCCUACUUUAGUGAUCAUCACAGUAGCGACACCAGCAACCUGUCUCUGGUCCACGCACUAUCUCUCCCUAUCAGCUUAUUUAGCACUUCAGUAUUUACAUGUCUUUGGUUUUUGGCCAUUUUCAAACAUUCAUUUUGAGUAGGUGAUUGUUUUUAAAAUAAUGUUUUUCAUGAUGAAUCAUGUGUUACUUUGGCAGUUUUUAUAAUCUUUUUAACAGACUUAUGCUCCUCUUGUCAUUGUUUUGGGAUAUUACCACCUCCGAAUACUAAUACAUGUAGUGGGUUUUUGGGCACACCAGAACUGCAUGUGGAAAGAUAGAGUUAGUUUAUGUUCAAUCAUUGUACUGCUUACAUAAAAUGGAUAGCUUGACAUUUUAGAUGUUGUUCAUCUGACCCAUCUCAUCCGAAUUAUUAAAAUACUUACCCAUG
Messenger RNA from Myripristis murdjan (pinecone soldierfish), 3192 nucleotides. RefSeq names its product transcription factor CP2 (gene tfcp2). The coding region runs from base 440 to 1960 and encodes 506 amino acids. Gene Ontology annotation, biological process: regulation of transcription by RNA polymerase II. The record is from RefSeq and is a predicted model, not a curated record. Gene Ontology annotation, molecular function: DNA-binding transcription activator activity, RNA polymerase II-specific; RNA polymerase II cis-regulatory region sequence-specific DNA binding. The transcript has 17 exons. Lineage: Eukaryota; Metazoa; Chordata; Actinopteri; Holocentriformes; Holocentridae. Gene Ontology annotation, cellular component: nucleus.